AUGAAGGUUAUCGAAAGGGGCAGCGACCGAAGAGCACAGGUCAACAUCUAUGUCGAUGGCCAGGUCGCGGCGCUUAAGGAAUACGAUCAGUACAUCGACUCACGAGACAAUGCCAUUUGCUGUUAUGUGGCCAUUGACGAAGGUCACAAGCCUCGAGUUGGCGGCAGGUUCACGGGCACUACUCUGGCCGUGGCCUAUGACACCAUCGUGGACGGAGUGCUACGAAAAGCCAACUCAUAUGUCGCAAAAGCUGUAAGCUUGCAGACCAACAGGAAGAUUGAUACCGAAAAGUUCCUAUGCAAGAAUGGGAAAGAGACCAUCGACACCGAGAUGACCGCAACUCCUCUGUUGAAUGUGGUCAUGACACAAGGUGACGGGCCUGAAACCAUCGGAACGAUCGAGCAUCGCUUGUACAUCACGCGACAAUUGGGUGUUUCUCACGAAGUUAGUAACGUGAGAAAAUACUACGAAAUCGAAGGUGGUGUUGAAGAGGAUUAUCCGGGCAGCACGGAGCAGAAGGCAAGCUACAAGAAGGUACCUCCAACUUUGAAGAUGUCUUUGGAAGAAAACAUCGUUCCGUUGGAGGGUACGCAGCCGAGCCUGCACAAGCGCAGGGCAGAUGCAAAGCGUCCCGACGAUUUCGAGGACCGAGACAUGAUCAUGACCUUUGACCCCAACGAUCCGGGAUUGGCAGACCCGCAUACUCUAGCGCUGGAGCCUCUUCCUCCUCUGGUUUUGGGUGCAAGGCCCGCAUCAAAGAACGACGGAGAUGCUUCGUCGCGAUCAGAAUCGCCAAUGCCUACCACCACGCCAGCGAGAAGCGCACAGUCAGAGAACAAGGCCCUUGCGCCCUCCGAACAACCAACUGCGACGCCCAAGCAGGCAAUUGCCAAUGGAGAUACUGACAACAGCACCUCUACCUCUAAUCCCGGUAGCGGUGGUGAGAAAGUCACAGCAAAGAUCGCCGCUGCGCCUUCUGUGCCGGUAGCCGAUAUGAUUGCGAAAGUAUCCAGCCUUCCAGGAACCGGUACUAAGCCCGCGAACGUGCACCCAGACAAAUCUGUAGCCGUAGCGAAGGAGACAGUCACAAAGCCUUCCCCUUCCCCGUUGGCUACAGCAAAGAAACCCCCGCAGUCCAACACUCCGGCAAAGAAACAGGUCGCAAAACCAGCGUCUAUCAGUACCAGCACAGUCAACGGUCAGAAGAAGCCAGGUACCCCUACCCCAGCAGUUGUACCGGCAAAGCGUCCAUCUUCCACUACCAACGGCGUAACACCACCAGAGCCAAAGCGUACGAUGCCUACGCCUACGCCCACGUUACCUAUAGCCCAGCCUGUAGUACCGCGCUCCUCUACACCUAAGACGCUUUCGAUUGAGCGCCAACUCGCAGACCAGCGCAAGAAACUCGAGGACAUGCGAAAGAUGCGUAUGGAGACCGCCAAGAAGCAGGCUGAGAUCGAUGAGCAGAUGGGUCCAUAUAAGCAACGUAUGGCUGAGGAACUGGACCGUCUCAACCAAGAGAUGAUCGAAAUGGAGAGCGCCUACACUGAGGAGGCAGAGCACUACAACGCCAGCGUUGAGGUCCUACAGGAGUUCAAGAAGGCGGACGGCGACAAUGAAUAG
Alternaria infectoria is the source of this 1623-nucleotide messenger RNA. RefSeq lists its product as uncharacterized. Lineage: Eukaryota; Fungi; Ascomycota; Dothideomycetes; Pleosporales; Pleosporaceae. The record is from RefSeq and is a predicted model, not a curated record. The coding region runs from base 1 to 1623 and encodes 540 amino acids. The transcript is spliced from 3 exons.